UGACACACUACAGACUUCUUCAUUACCUCCUUCCCCUUCUCUUGUUGCUGUGGUCUUUUCCUUUAACAGAAGGGUUACAUAAAUUCUCGGUGUGUCCUCCUUGCUUAUUUCCUUCUAUUGCCUCCUUUUCAUUCCCUUUUCCCCUCCUCUCAGCCGUUACCACCUUCCCACUUGCCCGUGGCAGAAUCUGCAGCAGGGAGGAGCUUUAUCAAUAGCUUGAAAGGGUUGAUAACUGCAGGACAAGGGGAAAUGGUUUCAAGUUGAGGGAGGGAAGAUUCAGGUUGGAUGAUGUCAGGGGGAAGUUCUUUACAGAGAGAGUGGUGAGGUGCUGGAACAGCUGCCCAGAGACGUUGUGGACACCCCGUCCCUGGAGGUGUUCAAGGCCAGGUUGGAUGGGGCCCUGGGCAGCCUGGGCUGGUAUGAAAUGGGGAGGUUGGUGGCCCUGCAUGUGGCAGGGGGUUGGAGCUUCAUGAUCCUUGAGGUCCCUCCCAACCCUGGCCAUUCUGUGAGCUCUGCUUUGCUGACUCGCAGUCAGUGUGCAGAGAUGGGAUGCAUUCAGUGCGAUCUGUAAAGAAGCUCAGAGCACCCCCUGUAGGGUUGGUUAAAUAGCUAAGGUAAGUGCAUGAAUGUGACCAACCGCAGAGCAUUGUUAGCCUGGAAACAAACGGGAGAAAGGAGAAUUAUGAAACAGUAUAUUCAAAGUUGUUUAUUUGGUAGAUGAAGCUUUAGACUGGGAGAUGUCUGAUGCUGAAGUCUUACCUUCAGCUUAAAUUUCAGUAGUUUGGAUUAAAUGUUUCUAUGAAGUAUUUCUUUCUUAGCUGAUAUUUUAGUGGGAGUUCUGACAAAGUAUUUCAGAAGCAAACAAGUAAUAGGGGCAGAUAGCUCACCAGAAAAACAAAGCUAGUCAAUCUGUAGUGCUAAGAAAAGUGGUUUGAAUUGCUGGACAAAUACUGAGUGGUUUGGUUAAGCUGUUUUAAAAGUUCCAGCUUAGAAUGCAUUUUCUGUCCUGCUUUUAGGGAUGUUCAAGCAUUUUCAACGAUCAGAAUAUUUUGUAAGUGGUGGAAGGAAACAAAUACCAGCUACGCAAUGCUCAUUUUAACAGUUUCACAUUAAUGUUUCCUUUAAAAAUCUGCUAAUCUGUAACGAUUUCUUGUUCUUUGAAUCUUCCCGUUGUGUCAGACGUCAGCGCUGAGCAGAUUGGUUCAGCUGUCUGACUGCUGGUCAUUAGUGACAUCAAGUGGGCUGAGUGUGAAAUGACACGUUCUGUCCCUUGCACGCUGGUGCCGUCAGCUCACUGAGUUCCUUGUGCGUGUGAUCGAUCUGAGCGGCGCUGCUGGCUAUUUGUGGUGCUGAGAGCUGCAGUCAUUGCAGGACGAGCCCACAGCUCUCCUGGCAGCGUCAAUUAAACGCUCUGAUGUGAGAGGGACACAUUGUGUUUUCCACUCGGCCUCUAUAAGAUGUGGCCAUGCAGUAGGAGCACACUCAAGCUGUUAGGUUUUUAUCCCUGUGAUUUCAAGCGCGUGGGGAGAGGAAACCACCACAGGCUGGAAGCGGGCUUAGUUCUGCUUGUGAGAGCUGCUGUGCUGUGUGCUGUCUGGCUGCCAGUGCAUUGGUGAUACCAGUACAGGAGUGUUGUGUCUGGGUCAAGUGUGAGCACUGCUGAAAGGCCCUUGAAAACAAAGAGCUGAAGAGAAUGCCUCACGUGUCUACAGUGUGUGCAGACUUGGUGCCUCACUAUCUUGUAUGGAAGCUGAAAGACUCCCGAUAGCUUCAAGAGCAGCGUUUGAGAUGUCUGCAGUUGAGAAGAUUGAGGAGCAGUUUGCCUGCCUGCGCAUAGCAAAGCGCUCUGUGCUAAGUGAGGAGCCUGCUUACCUGCUGGAUAUAGACAUCUCCGGAUCUGCUCAGUCUGAAAGCAGUCGCUUUGUGGCAGUUUCAUGUUCCAAUAAAUCCAUUAGGGUCUAUAACAGAGAAACACUGAACUUCCUGCGGGAGUACAGUAGCUGUCCUGGGACACUUAACGGCGUCAGAUUUGCACAUGCGUGUGACAGCUUGGUGUUCUCUGCGUGCAGUGAUGGUACAGUAAAAUGUUGGGAUAUUCGUUUAGCAACUCAGAAAGCUGCGCAGGUAUUCAGUGGCUAUCCUUCCAACGUGUUUAUCAGUUUUGAUCUCAAUUGCAGUGAUCUCAUGAUUUGUGCUGGAACAGAAAAAGUAGAAACGGAUACAUUCCUGGUGUUUUGGGAUGCGAGAGGCAGCACGGACUGUGCCAGCACAAUGAGGGAACCUUUGGGAGUGUACUCUGAAAGUCACAAUGAUGAUGUCACUAAGAUUUGUUUUCAUCCUGUCAAACCCAGUUUGGUUGUUUCUGGGUCGACUGACGGCUUGGUGAAUGUGUUUGACAUUAACAAGGACAACGAAGAUGAUGCUUUGAUAUCAACCUGUAAUUCAGAUUCAUCAGUAAGUUUUAUUGGCUGGUCUGGGAAAGAUUAUGAACAGAUCUACUGCACGACCCACGAUGAGGGAUUUUGUUGGUGGGACCUUGCUCAGUUAGAUACUGAAGAACCAAUAAUGCUGUUGCGUGUUCUGGACGCCAGAGACUCAGUCUGCAUUGAAAAUGGCGGCUUAAAUUACCUGGUAGGAGGGAUGUACCAUGAAAAGGCAGACAGACUCUUUCUGAUCGGAGGAACGGCAACAGGAGACGUUCACCUGAUAAGCUGCAGUGCUGCUGGGCUGAGCCUGGUGGGUACCCUUCCAGGGGGGCACUCUGCCACCGUUCGCUCUUUCUGCUGGAACCUGGCAGAGGAGUCGCUGUUGACAGGAGGAGAGGAUGCCCAGCUGUUGUUGUGGAGGCCCGGAGCCGUGGAACGCUCCCUGGCAAAGAAGGUGUCCAUGAAGAUUGCUUCUUCUGUGCAGAAGAGAGUGAGAGUUCACAACAGUUCCCUCAAAAGCAGGAAAAAAUAAAAUUCUGGGAAUGGGAGCCUGCUUUGCAGAAGUUUUUGUUUGUUUCAUCCUUCCAGGCAGUGCUUGGCUGCUGCUGUACUUGGAGGUGUUCUGUGGAAAGAACUGCAAUACAUGAAUUCUGUUUGGGAACUUACAUCAGUCAUCAGAGGAAUGCUUUUUUUUUUUUUUUUUUUUGAAGUUGCUAAUAUUAAUCUGAGAAGAGUAAAUGUUUGCUCACUGGUUCAUGAAGAAUACAUCUUCAAUCAGUUCUUACAGAAAUACUUUUUAUGGUUGUUUAGUGUCUCAGCCAACAUUUUAAUGCAUAAUAUAGGCUUGUGACUUGCAUAAUUUGUUACUUUCCCAGUGAAAUUCCCUGUCAUGUUUUAAAAGCUUUUGUAUUUCAAGCUGUGUUUUUCUUUCUUUACAGAGAACUUAAUGAAAUUGCUCAAUAUAUUAAAAGAUUUUACGUUGCUUCCUAACGCUUGAGGGAAUUACUUCUUAAUGAAACAGAAAAUAAGUACUUUUUGCAUUGUCAUAUUGCUGGUUUAUAACAAGCUUGUAAAGCAGCAUUUGAUUGAAUCAUAUUUUUAUAGUGAAGAUAUGAAUGUAUUCAACCAGAUGGGAAUGCACUACUCAGCACAGCUGAUUUUUUGACUGGAUGAGAAGUGUUGGAACUGGUGUUACUUAGGGUGUGUUUGCUUUGUGAAAACACCCAGGAAUCUUCCAGGCAGCUUCGUUCUUUGCUGGUAGCAGCAUCUCAGUGGGUGCACCUGGAAGCUGGGAGAUGGUCAGGGAGUUAAAGAAAUUAAUAGAUGUGAUGACAGCAGUUGUGCUUGGAGUCCUCCAGUCCUGCAUUUGAAAUAAGCUGCUAUCAGACGCUCAAGGGGGGGAUGUUAAAAAACAAAACCAGUCUUCUGAAAAUGUGGUUACUGAAUAACAGGCCAACGUGAGAAGGCUUUAGGAAACCUCUUAGAAGUUAGUGUGUGUCUUUUAAGGAAUGACUCUUCACAGAGAAGCCACUUAUGUGCAGGCAUCUCUCGAUGAUUGCAUUGUUUUAGUGUUCCAUCAAACAGCAAUUAAGUGCUGCAAAAAUUGCUUUGUUCUGAAACACUUGAGUUUUUAUGCUUAUUCUGCUCCACUGGCAGACUCCAAUCUGUGCAUCUGGCUCUGCACACACAAUUACCUCCAGCCCUUGGAGUACCAUUGCAGUCAAAUAUUGGUUGGUAAUUACACUGUACUUAACAUAUGUGAGCUACAACUGGAAGCAGCAAAAGUGUAUUUAAGGAUUGUGAUGUUAUAGAACAGCUGGCAGAAGAAUUCAGAGGUUUUCCACAUCAGCACAGAUUGGUAAUUCUUUCAAAACAAGAAUGUCAGGUUUAGAGGUUCAGCUCAGAGUUUAAGAACUGUUUCUGGACUACAGAGGGUACCUGAAGUUGUGGUUAUGGCUGUGCCAUAGAUGCCCUCAUCAUCUCUGGAACUAAUCCCAUUCAAACAAGUACCAGAGUUCCACGUGGUGUGUUUUACAAACUGAUGUCUUUCUGCCACAGCUGUGCAUCUGCAGUAGUGCUGGGUCUGCCUGUUGGUCACUUCAUUGUGAUUCACUUGUUUCUGUCCCUGCUGGCUUUUUUUUAUGCUGCAGCUUCGAUUUAAAAGUCACUUUAAACUUCUUUUAAAAAUGGUGUUAAAUUCAAAUUGCACCCAAAAUCCUUAUAAACGGAAGAUCAAAAAAGGCAUCUGUUGCUUUUUAAAUGACUUCAUGCAAUUUUGAGACAGCUCAGACAGUGGUUGGGACACAUCUGCACCUCGUGCCCUUUCAGCUCUUUUGUCCUCCCAGGUCACAGAGUCAUCGCUUGGGACAGUGGAACUGAAUUUUGUGACUGAGUGGGGCCAAAAGAUUCAGAGCCCUUUGACCAGGUCAGGCCAUUGGGCUGAGUUCCUUACUCUUCUUGUACCUCAGCAUGCUCAGUGGAAUGAACUCGUUGGCCAGCACUUCAUUUCUUGAAUAAAUGGUGGGUGUGCUUUAUGGAAAUGCACAGUGAGGGAGCUUUUGGUUGCCUCCUCUUUCUUUAAAGUGUCUUUUGGGAGAGACCCUAUGUGUGUUUUGCCAAGCAAAGCAGCAGAGGUGGGAGUUCUGGUAGCAGUGUUUGAAAUGUGCAGCCUGUCUCUGUUGUUUCUGCAAUAAACUGAUCCAUAACAAAUUACCAGCUCCAGCCAUGCCUUUCCCAACCUUGGUUUUUGCACACAACUUUUUCCCAGUCCCACGGCUGUUUGCAUUUUCCUCAGCUGUCAGGAGACUCAGGCUUGUGUUGCCCCUGAAAAUGCUGC
This is a messenger RNA of Lagopus muta (rock ptarmigan), 5262 nucleotides long. RefSeq names its product WD repeat domain 89 (gene WDR89). Gene Ontology annotation, molecular function: protein binding. The coding region runs from base 1744 to 2958 and encodes 404 amino acids. Lineage: Eukaryota; Metazoa; Chordata; Aves; Galliformes; Phasianidae. The record is from RefSeq and is a predicted model, not a curated record. The transcript has 3 exons.